Molecule: messenger RNA, 1016 nt
Organism: Micropterus dolomieu (smallmouth bass)
Lineage: Eukaryota; Metazoa; Chordata; Actinopteri; Centrarchiformes; Centrarchidae
Exons: 3
Coding region: 1-660 (219 amino acids)
Source: RefSeq, a predicted model, not a curated record
AUGUUGUUCUUAAAGGUGGAACAAGACUUCACUCUCCUAUUUGGUGACGAGACAUCCACCAGGCUGCUUCAGAAAUGGGAUGUGUUCUUCAAGCCAAAUAUCAUACAAGAAGCUAAACAGCUCACUUCAACUCCGGAGUUGCGUCGCUUGAUACAAUCGGCGGAAAGUUCCUCAGGAAGUGAUGAAGAAACAACCUAUGACCAAGAAAUGGCCUCCCUGUUGUUGCUGAUACAUCUCCUUCCACCACCACCUGGAGGACCAAAGUCGCCAAAAAUUAGUGCAUGUGAUGCAGUUGAGAGACUUGUUGUCUUUCACAAGUCAUGCUGCAGUUUGGAGGAGCAUCUCCGCAACCAGCAGGGUCGGCAGCCAUACCUCCUUGCCGUUGGUCGUCAGAAGAACAAGAUUGACAGCUUCUAUAUCGCCAUGGAUAAGCAUCUCAUCCCAUGCCAGGCAAACCGUUCCCUUGGGGCAUUUGAUGAACUUUUUAAAGUGCAUUUUGUGUUUAACUUGUCUUAUGAUGGAGCACUGGUGAACUUCUACACAUUUCUGCAGACAACAGUAUACAACAUUGAUGUGGGAAAAAUGAAGGAGUCACCCAGAGUUCGAGACUUGAGAGCCCGACUGCUUAACCAGCCCGUCCCGCUCACAUUCUGUGAGUAAAAGGCUAAAACAAUGCUGACCUGUUUCAUGUGUCAGAAACUAUAUCCCAGCAGUUGAUUUCACAUUUAAGAGUUCAACAUGGUUACUAUCCUGGACCAAAGUUCAAAUUGUUUUGUGCUCAGCACGGCUGUAGGCAUCAGUUCCUAACAUAUGCAGGUUUUCGGAAACACCUCAAUAGUGUUCAUAGCAAUGUUCAGCAAAUUGCUCAAACUUCAACUGCUGCGUGUUCCUCUUGUGAGCCAGUUGCAACUUCAUCUCAGGCACAUGCUUUGGAAGACCAGUUUAGUCCCCCAAAUCAAUGUAGCUCUUCCAGUGUUUCUUCUCAGAGAAAUUAUUCUGGACUUAAAGAUCCAACC